This is a messenger RNA of Penicillium samsonianum, 705 nucleotides long. RefSeq lists its product as uncharacterized. The transcript is spliced from 4 exons. Gene Ontology annotation, molecular function: glutathione peroxidase activity; glutathione transferase activity. The annotation marks the transcript as partial. The record is from RefSeq and is a predicted model, not a curated record. NCBI's taxonomy places the organism in Eukaryota, Fungi, Ascomycota, Eurotiomycetes, Eurotiales, Aspergillaceae. Gene Ontology annotation, cellular component: mitochondrion; peroxisome. Gene Ontology annotation, biological process: glutathione metabolic process.
UGUAGUAUUUCCAGUCUAUCGUCAAAGAAUACUAUUCCAAUUAUGGCUGCUCCUAAAAUAACCUUUUAUUUCGACGUUGGCAGUCCCUUCGCCUGCAUUGCUUUCCAUGCUUUGAGAACGUCCCCUGUCUUCGCAAAAUGCGACAUUGACUAUGUCCCCGUCUCCCUGCGUGACCUGUUUCAGUUGUGCAAAAACAUGCCUCCUUUAGCAGUGAAGAACAAGGCCCAAUGGAUAAACCGAGAGCGUAUUUACUGGGCUCGUCGCUUCCAGGUUCCCAUGUCCGAAGCCCUCCCAGAAGCAUUUCCCGCAUCUACUUCGGAGGUUCAGCUCGCUCUCUGCCUUCUGGCUAGACAAUGUCCCGAUAAGCUAGUUCCCGUCGCGGAUAAGAUUUAUCGCGGGUUCUGGGAAGAGGGGAACUCGAAUGUUCUCACUCAGGCCGGUUUCUCUGAUAUAUUUGAGAGUGAGCUUGGCGCCGAGCCCGCCAAGCGGAUUCUGUAUGAGUCCAAAGGUUCUGAGGCGAAAGCCAUGUUGGAUGGAAGCACACAAAAGGUUUGCACCUCUGGCGCCUUUGGUUUGCCUUGGUUUGAGUGCAUAGACGCUCAGGGGGCAAAGGAAAGCUUCUGGGGGAUUGAUCAUUUGGGACGUCUUGCGGACUUUCUGCAACUAGACGUCAGCCUAGACAAGUCUUUCCGCGUCUUACUCUGA